Molecule: messenger RNA, 1698 nt
Organism: Trichoderma gamsii
Lineage: Eukaryota; Fungi; Ascomycota; Sordariomycetes; Hypocreales; Hypocreaceae
Exons: 3
Coding region: 1-1698 (565 amino acids)
Molecular function (GO): oxidoreductase activity, acting on CH-OH group of donors; flavin adenine dinucleotide binding
Source: RefSeq, a predicted model, not a curated record
AUGGCGGAACCACUCAUAAAGGCACCCGUGCCAGUCACUCUCCCUCCACCACCACCCACCGACUUCAUGACCGCCGAUCAAUGGGAGACACUCUGGGCUAUCCUCGAUGGCGUCCUGCCGUCCAUCGCGCCUGCAUCUGCCAUCACGGACAAGGACACGCAGAUUGCCAUCCCUGACGACGAAUUCAACAGCCUCAUAGACAAGGUUCGCAGCUCACUGGACGGUGCUCCAAGCAGAGAGGAGAUUGCAGAGUUUCUCGCCUUUCGGCCGUCUGCGCAUCCCGAAUUCCGCGAGGACUGUAUACGGGGCUUGGGCGUAUCGCCGGCGAGGGCCAAGCUUGCGGGAGUCCUUGGAACACUAGGAACACACGCCGGAAGCCUGCUGCUAACAGGCUACUGGAGCCCCAUCACCCAACAACCCACAAGCACCCGCGAAGCCAUCGUCAAAUCAUGGACCACCUCUCGCUUCUCGACAUUCCGAGGUCUCGCAAAGUCCAUGGUCGCCCUGGCCGGAAAGGCAAACAGCACCACCAACCCUUACCUCCAUAAAAUCUCGGGAUACCCCGACGUCCCCAAAGACUGGAAGCCCGCGGAAGGGCACGACUAUGUGUUCCUUCAGGUGCCUCCUGCCGCUGCCGGCAAGGAGGACGAAGUACACGAAAUCACCACCGACGUAGUCAUUGUCGGCUCAGGCCCCGGGGGUGGCGUCUGCGCCAAGAAUCUCGCCGAGGCAGGGCACGAGGUCCUCGUCGUCGACAAGGGAUACCACUUCCACCCUACAUAUCUUCCCAUGCCACAGAGCGCCGGACUCGAGUAUCUGUUUGACCAUAGCGGCGCCUAUGUGAGCGAGGACACGAGCAUAUCCAUGACAUCGGGCAGCUGCUGGGGUGGCGGCGGGUCAGUCAACUGGAGCGUGUGUUUCAAGCUCCAGGACUACGUACGCAAGGAAUGGGCCGAUGAGGGCCUCCCGCUCUUCACGUCGCCCGAAUUCGACGAGUGCAUGGACCGCGUAUGGAAAUUCAUUGGCGCCGGGUCCGAGGCCAUCCGCCACAACUUCAGCAACAACAAGCUGCUGGAUGGAUGUAAGAAGCUGGGCUGGCACGCAGGCGUCGCCGAUCAGAACACCGCUAACAAGGAGCAUUACUGCGGCCAUUGCCAUCUGGGCUGUGGCCUGGGAGAGAAAAUGGGGCCGGCACAGGCCUGGCUGCCCGCUGCAGCUGAAGCUGGUGCCGAUUUCAUGGAGGGACUCACUGUCGAAAAAGUCCUCUUUGAUGAGGAUGGAGCGACGGCAAUAGGAGUCCAAGGUUCGUGGCUAAGUAGAGAUGAGCAAGGUGGCCUUCACAAGGGCGUCGGAGAUCGUACGCAGAGGAAGGUUGUCAUCAAGGCAAAGAAGGUCAUCUUGUCCGCUGGGACUUUUUGGAGCCCUGUCAUCUUGAUGAAGAGUGGUGUUGAGAAUCCGCAACUGGGACGUAAUCUUCACCUCCAUCCCGUCAACUUUUUGAUGGCUGUGAAUCGGGAAGAGAUUCGACCAUGGGAAGGAGGCAUCAUCACGAGCUGGAGUGGUGAAUUUGAAAACCUCGAUGGCAAGGGGCACGGGGUCAAGCUAGAGCCGUUAUGCAUGGUGGUGAGUACUACCAAACAGGAGGAGCCCAGCAAAAGUUACUGCCACAGUGCUCGCUCCAAGAUUGGAUUUCGCUAA